CUUACCUGUUGCAGUAACAUUCCUCAAAGCCAGCACGGAAAGAGGAACUAAAUACAUCACAGAUCUCCCAUACAAUGUCAUAACCUGGACCUGAAGGAAACCAGUUACUGCCAAAGAAAAGAUGUCUGCUAGUAGGACACCUUCCUUUCAUGCUGGACAGGUUACACGCAGUAGGUCAGAAGGAGAUUUGAUUGACUUUGGUGAUGGAAAACCUUCAGCAAGAACCAAUUUGCCAGAUGACAAAAAUAAACUGGAUGUGGAUAUGGACUGGUCUGAUAUAUUCAAACAGCAUACCCACACUUUUUCAAAAACGAAUCCUUUCUGGAAUGAACUUUCAGAUUCCAACCCAUUUGUAUCUGACUUAGCUGAGUCAAGUAGCAGUGAGAAGAAAAAUAAACACAUUUCUAUCUUAAAGGAAGACCCCUAUUUGUUCUCUCGAGAUUCAAGCAAUCGGGAUUCUUUUGCUUCAUCAGGUGACGAGUUAAAUAUAGAUUUUCUUCUACAAAGAACUUCAGCAAGGAGAUCGGGGAAAUCUAAGAGUAUUUCAGACUUUUUGGACAUUGUUGAUGCCAAAAAAUUUGAUCCUCCUAAAACAGAACCCUCUGGCCAGAUUUUAGCUUUGGAUAAGCAGUGGCUUCAGAAUAAUCGUGAUGCCUACAAGAUGGCUUGGUUAAGUCACCGACAGCUGGCCCGGUCAUGUGUUAAUUUAGAUGUGAUGAGUCAUAGUCUAGGAUGGGCACAAACACAAGCUACAGAUACUCAUAUAGUCUGUAAGAUGAAUCAUGAAGGGGGUUCAGUGCAACUGCCAAACUCUGAUAUCACUAUUCACAUCCCAAAGGGUCAUGUAUUAUCUGGGGACUUCCAAGAGAUUGGUUUAAGGGCUAUUCUUAGUCCUCCUGCAUCACUGAAUCAUGAACUUUCAAACACUGUGAGUCCACUGUUAGAACUUACAUUAAGUAACCUCAACACAAUGGAAGCCAUUUUACUUGAAAUGAAAAUUGCAGCCAAAGUGAAGAAUGAUCCUUUCAGUCAAGUGAUGACUGAAAUUGUGUGUUUUUACAGUCCCAAUAAAGAAGGACCUUUUGAAAAAAUAGACAACUGCUACAUUUAUGAAGACACAAUACAAGUGAAGCUGAGAAAUCUAAAUCAUGUGAUGUACAUGGUGAUUGCAGUACAAACAAACAAAAUUCAGUCUUCGGCGGGAACCAUUUGGAAUUAUAUCCACAGAACUGUCUCGGUUGGACUUUAUGGGCCCAAACAUAUUCAUCCUUCUUUCACUGCUGUUUUUACAGUUUUUGGUCAUAACUAUAUUCCAGAAAAACUCACCAUUUUUGACAUUCAAAAGGGUGGGAAGACCAUGCCUCCAGUUGUGUUUCAGCUGUGGGGAAAAAAUACAUUUUUACUUGAUAAGCCACAAGAUCUGAAUAUUUCUUUGACAUCCUGUGAUCCUGAUUUUGAAGUGAAGGUGCAAAAUCAAAGCAAAGGAAUUAAAGAAGAACAGUUGAAAGCAGGUACAAUGGUCCACAGACAAUUUCUGUUUUCUGUCCUGGAAAUGAAGGAAAUAUAUGCAUUUGUUUUCCUUGUUCAGAUUAAAAUUCCAGACAAUACACUAGUGACUGAGUUCCAUGUUAGCACUCCUGAUCCAGCUCCAAAGUUACCUGGGGUGACCAGUAAGCCAAAGCGGAUACAGAAACGUAAAGAGAUCAAAUCUGCUCCUUUCCUAUUCAUGUCAACAGUUAAAUAUCCAAAGUUUCAAGAUAAGACUUUGAAUAUUACCAGCUAUGGAGUGACCUUGAAAACGGUUUUACGUCAAAAUAAGGUUGACUACUUACUAGAGUAUUUUAAAGGGGACACAAUUGCACUUCUUGGUGAAGACAGAGUAAAAGCCAUGGGGCAGACUAAAAUAAAAGAAUGGUAUGUGGGUGUUCUUAGAAAGAAGAUUGGUCUUGUGCAUUGCAAAAACAUCAAGGUAAUUCUGAAGGAACAAGCUAUUGACAUUACUGAAAGUGUUCUGGCAACCAGGAAUCUUCUUGAGCAAAUUGCACUGCCUUUUAAGAAACUGACCUACAUCUAUUCAUUAGUCCUAUCUACAGUAUCAGAGAGAGUUUAUAACUGGAGAGCCUUGGCUGAUGUACUAGGAUAUUCACAUGUGUCACUGGAUGAUUUCAAUGAGGUACAAGCAGACAAAGAGUCAGAAAGAGUCGCUUACGUGGUGAAGAAAUUGAAGGAAGACUGCCAUUCAAACAGAAGCAAAAGACAAUUCCUUUAUGAGCUCGUUAUUGCCCUUCUGAAGUUAGAUUGCCAAGGAUUAGUAGCACGUAUAACCCAGGACACCGUCAUUUUGACCGCAGCUGUCAAGCUUGGCAGAUACUGGAGAGAGCUGGCAGAAAGGUUAGCACGACUCACAAAGCAACAAAUAGAAGCUUAUGAAGUCCCACACCAGGGCAGAAAUGGAGAAGUUGCCCCAGAGAUGAUGUGGAAACCUGCAUAUGAUUUUCUAUACACAUGGGGUGCCCACUAUGGUGAGAGCUACAGAGAUGUAUUACAAGACCUGCAACUGGCUUUGGACAAAAUGAAAAACCCUGUGACUAAAGAUUGGCGAGCGUUAACUGGAGCUUUGAUCCUAGUAAACUGCAUGGAAGUCCUCAGGGGAAGUGCUUUCUCAAAGAUAGAAGAGGAACCCUGAAUCCUCUCAAGGAAGAUCUUUUGGAGAAUUAACCUGCUGGGUUUUAUACUCUUUAAUUAGUUUUUUUAAAUCUCUGAUUUUACGAAAGAAAAUGGAACGAGUCCUUUUAGUUUAACUUUUUUCUGUACAGAAACCUCAACUGCCCAGGGCCAGAGGGAAAGGUCUGAAGGGCCCUUACUGAAAGUUGUAAAAUAUUAUGAGUACCACAAUGACAUUGGGAUUACUAAGUGAAAUGGGUCACUGAAAUGAUUUUAAUUAAAUGAACCAAUUCACAACAGAAAAAAGCGAGAAGACUACAAAUAUAGAUUAUGAGAAACAUUGUGAUUUAUAUAGCUGUGUUUUAGUUUGAAAUCAGUUCCCUACAGGCACAUACAUAUUCUCGGAGGGCCUUCAGGCACUUGACAUUUACAAAAAUGAUUUUUAUGUUGAAAUCCUGAAAGUUAUAAUUUUUAGACAGACUAUUGAACCUGUAUGGAGCCCCAGUGGAGUCAAUAGUGUCACACCAGUGGAGUCCUAUCACACAUAGAGUCAGUUGGAGGAUUGGGAGACUAAUUUUCAGUUUGUAAAUUAUUUGAGUGCCCAGAAGAAGACACCUCAAGCUUGAUUUUCAGAUGUGCUUAGUCUUUACCACUAGGAGCUGGUUAGGAAACAGAAUAUCAGUUCUUCCAAAAUUUUCAGAAUUCAGAUUUUUUUCCAUUCUAGUUUUGAAUGAAAAUCAAAAACAGAAGAAAUUCCAUGCAACUAAAAUCUCACAGUAGUUCAUUAUAGAAACACCAAAACACAGUACAACCACCAUUUAACGCUGUUUCGCUUAUCGCUAUUUCGCUAUAAUGCUCUUUUAUAUUGAUACCCAAGGUUCACUUAGCACUCAGUGAGUUUUGUUAUAACACUCAUGGUCGCCAUCUUGGUUUAUCAAACCUUUCAGUUUUGCUUAAUGUUGUUUCGCUUAAUGCUUGUUUUUUUGGGAACCAAUUAAGAGUGCUAAGUGAGGGUUGCCCAUACUUACAAAAUGAAAUUAGCUUCUUUUCAUCUCAGCUCACUACUUGAUGGGCCACCUCAGAAAUGAAGACCCUGAAAAACUAGGCUCCCCAGUAGAAGCCAGACAGUUAGGAGUGCAAGACGGCAUGAAAACCAGUGGGAGUCCCAUUGGGAAUUCAAAGCCAGACUACUUCUGCAAAAUGUUAGGAUGAAUCAGCAAAUUCUAACAAAAAUAUUUUGCUGGAAUUUUUCUGACCAGUGUUAUAUGGGGUUUCAGUACCUCUAAAAACCAGUUUACAUAUUUUAAAUUGGGAACUUAAAAAAACAGAGGCUAAUGAAAAGUAGUGGGAACUUCUGAAAAGGGUUCUUAGCUUUGUAGAAAGAGUUUGCUGUUUUGGGGCUAUUUUUACACAACCAAGUCUAUACAUUUAAUAUGCAUCAGAAAUUCUGUAGUUUGUCUCACUUUAAGUGGUACUUUAAUCUACAUGUUUCCCUGACGAACUACAGUUAGAUGAAAAAGGAGAUCUAUACAAAGCUGUUAUCAGAAUGCCAGUCACAAUCUAUGACCUUCUGGGUAAUCCACUACCUCUCAUAUUGCUGUUUUCAAAGAGAGUAGUUUAGCAGGCACAGAAAUAGAUCCAGAAUGCAUGAACCUUUAUUGUAUCUAAUUCUCAUUUGUGUCAUUAUUACAGGCAAGUCAGCUAGUAUAUUGUCAAAAGAUACAAGUGUUAAUCCUACAGUUAAAAGAAAGGAAAAUAUUUUAGGACCAUUUAUGAUUUGUUUAUACAGCAAUUCACACUUGCCUGAUUCCUACUGAUUGCAUGCAUUAAAAUAAACCUGUAUAGAUCCUUUUCAAUAGAAAUCUUACCAGUGUGAAGAAGCUUGUAAUAAAUGCAGCGCCCACACAGAUAACAUAGGCUUGGGUGAUAGCUCCUGUCUGACCAAAUAAUCCAUUAUUAUUGUUAGCUUCUCAACUCAAGAGAAUUUUUAAAAACAAGCAAACUUUUGAUGGCUAAAUGAUAGCUCCAGGAACCAGAGCAAAACAUUUUAGAACUCAAACAGGAAAGAACAGCUCUGUCACAGGUAGAUCUCAAGGUCCGUUUGCAAAGUCGGCUUGUAAAGGGAAACCAGACAGUGGCCAACAUUUAGGCUAGGGACAGACGUUGCACAUAAACCAUCUUAAGUAAUCAGAAACUGGUUUAAACCUGUAACAGAACAGAAUCACCUCAGUGCACAUAAAGCAGUU
This is a messenger RNA of Alligator sinensis (Chinese alligator), 4910 nucleotides long. It is a transcript of the gene MACC1, whose product is annotated as MACC1, MET transcriptional regulator. Lineage: Eukaryota; Metazoa; Chordata; Crocodylia; Alligatoridae. The transcript has 5 exons. Gene Ontology annotation, cellular component: cytoplasm. Bases 122 to 2686 code for a protein of 854 amino acids. The record is from RefSeq and is a predicted model, not a curated record.